CAAAGGGCUCGUCGGCCUGGCGGAGGCGAAGAAGGGCGGGGCGCCGAAGUCUGAAGGAGACUCUGUCUCCGGCCUUGCUCCAGGAGACUACGGUCGGUGGGGCUUCGAUACACUCCAUGCGCAAGAUGCUGGCCGCUCUCUCCCGCCUACUGCAAGGUCCUGCCGCCCAGAAAACGGGAGCUGUUAGUGAGGUUGCCCGUGUGGUUGUCACUUCUCGUAAUUAUGCAGAUUUUGCAAAUGAGGCUACAUUUGAUAUUAAGAAACAUGACCUCCAUCGUUUGGAAGAGGGUCCUCCCACUACAGCUGUAAUGACUCGAGAACAAGGUCUCCAAUAUUAUAAGACUAUGCAGACUAUUCGGCGCAUGGAACUGAAAGCCGACCAGCUGUAUAAGCAAAAGAUUAUUCGGGGUUUCUGCCAUUUGUAUGAUGGCCAGGAAGCUUGCUGUGUUGGACUUGAGGCAGCCAUAAAUCGAACAGAUCAUUUGAUCACUGCCUACCGGGCUCAUGGCUUUACAUACACACGUGGUAUUCCAGUUCGAGAAAUUCUUGCUGAACUCACAGGUCGGAUAGGUGGUUGUGCUAAAGGCAAAGGUGGCUCAAUGCAUAUGUAUGCCAAAAACUUCUAUGGUGGUAAUGGUAUUGUUGGUGCCCAGGUUCCUUUGGGAGCUGGUAUCGCUUUGGCGUGUAAGUAUUUUGGGAAUGAUGAGAUCUGUGUGACAUUAUACGGUGAUGGUGCUGCGAAUCAGGGUCAAAUAUUUGAAACUUUUAAUAUGGCAGCCUUGUGGAAGCUGCCAUGCAUUUUUAUCUGUGAGAACAAUAGAUACGGGAUGGGUACUUCUGUAGAGAGAGCUGCAGCCAGUACAGAUUAUUACAAAAGAGGAGACUUUAUUCCAGGUCUUAGGGUUGAUGGCAUGGAUAUUCUUGCUGUAAGAGAAGCGACAAAAUUUGCUGCUGACCACUGCAGAGCAGGAAAAGGUCCUAUUGUGAUGGAGCUACAGACGUAUCGUUAUCAUGGGCAUAGUAUGAGUGAUCCUGGAAUCAGUUACCGAACAAGAGAAGAAAUUCAAGAAGUAAGAAGCAAAAGCGAUCCUAUUACACUCUUGAAGGACAGAAUGGUGAACAACAACUUAGCUAGUGUGGAGGAGCUCAAGGAGAUGGAUGUGGAAGUAAGAAAAGAGAUUGAGGAUGCAGCACAAUUUGCCACAACUGAUCCCGAACCACCUCUGGAAGAAUUAGGCAAUCAUAUCUAUUAUAAAGAACCACCCUUUGAAGUGCGUGGUCCCAAUCAGUGGAUUAGGUACAAAUCUGUUGGCUAAGGGAAUUCUAAUUCAGCAGCCACUUAAACUGAUAGAUGUUAUUUUGGAGUUUUAACCGUUACAUCUGUUCUAAGGGAUAAAAGCCAGAGAAGUUUUUUGGUCACAAAAUUUUAAGGAUGGUGGGGAAAAGAAAAAUUACAUGGAAUUCUGAAAGAAAGCUGUGCAAGAUGUAAAUUAAACAAAGUUUAUUAAGUUUCAGUGUGUUAUGCAUUGCUGUAUGAUGAAAAUUACACAGCUAAAAUGACAUUAUUUACAUUAAUAAAAAUGGCUCAUCAAGUUUUUCUGA
Molecule: messenger RNA, 1602 nt
Organism: Candoia aspera
Lineage: Eukaryota; Metazoa; Chordata; Lepidosauria; Squamata; Candoiidae
Gene: PDHA1
Product: pyruvate dehydrogenase E1 subunit alpha 1
Exons: 12
Coding region: 117-1316 (399 amino acids)
Biological process (GO): pyruvate decarboxylation to acetyl-CoA
Cellular component (GO): intracellular membrane-bounded organelle
Molecular function (GO): pyruvate dehydrogenase (acetyl-transferring) activity
Source: RefSeq, a predicted model, not a curated record